Molecule: messenger RNA, 11812 nt
Organism: Crotalus tigris (Tiger rattlesnake)
Lineage: Eukaryota; Metazoa; Chordata; Lepidosauria; Squamata; Viperidae
Gene: CACNA1I
Product: calcium voltage-gated channel subunit alpha1 I
Exons: 35
Coding region: 17-6211 (2064 amino acids)
Biological process (GO): membrane depolarization during action potential; calcium ion import; neuronal action potential
Cellular component (GO): voltage-gated calcium channel complex; plasma membrane; neuron projection
Molecular function (GO): voltage-gated sodium channel activity; low voltage-gated calcium channel activity
Source: RefSeq, a predicted model, not a curated record
GUUUGAAUGUGUCAGCAUGAUGGUGAUCCUACUGAACUGUGUCACACUUGGAAUGUAUCAGCCCUGUGAUGAUAUGGAUUGCCUCUCCAACAGAUGUAAAAUUUUGCAAGUGUUUGAUGACUUCAUUUUUAUCUUCUUUGCUAUGGAAAUGGUGCUGAAGAUGGUGGCCCUGGGGAUAUUUGGCAAGAAAUGCUACCUUGGAGACACCUGGAACCGCCUGGAUUUCUUCAUUGUUAUGGCUGGGAUGGUGGAAUAUUCCCUGGAUCUUCAAAAUAUUAACUUGUCUGCAAUCCGCACUGUACGAGUUCUGAGGCCCCUCAAAGCCAUUAACCGAGUGCCUAGCAUGCGAAUAUUGGUGAAUUUGCUCUUGGACACAUUACCCAUGCUGGGAAAUGUUCUCCUUCUCUGCUUCUUUGUCUUCUUCAUCUUUGGUAUCAUCGGUGUGCAGCUGUGGGCCGGUCUACUGAGAAACCGCUGUUUCAUGGAUGAGAACUUGACAAUCCAAGGUAACAUCACUCUUCCUCCCUAUUAUCAACCUGAGGAGGAGGAUGAAAUGCCCUUCAUCUGUUCACUGUCAGGCGAUAAUGGUAUCAUGGGCUGUCAAGAGAUACCCCCACUCAAAGAACGGGGCCAUGUAUGCUGCUUGGACAAGGAUGACUACUUCUACUAUACUUCAGUCAGGCAGGAGUUCAACGUCAGUGGCAUGUGCGUUAACUGGAACCAGUAUUACAAUGAGUGUCGUACAGGCAAUGCCAAUCCACACAAAGGGGCAAUCAACUUUGAUAAUAUUGGCUAUGCAUGGAUUGUUAUAUUCCAGGUAAUCACUCUGGAAGGAUGGGUGGAGAUUAUGUAUUAUGUGAUGGAUGCGCAUUCAUUCUACAACUUCAUUUACUUCAUUUUGCUGAUUAUUGUGGGCUCCUUUUUUAUGAUCAAUCUGUGCCUAGUAGUCAUUGCUACCCAAUUUUCAGAGACCAAGCAACGAGAACACCAAUUGAUGCAAGAGCAGCGAGCAAGAUACCUGUCCUCCAGCACUGUGGCCAGCUAUAUGGAACCGGGAGAUUGUUACGAAGAGAUCUUCCAGUAUGUUUGCCACAUUGUUCGUAAAGCUAAGCGUCGUACCCUUAGUUUCUACAACAGCCUGCAGGAUCGUCGUCUCAGGCAAACAGAACCAGGCACUGCCAAACAGAGAGUGAAUGGAAAAGAUCGGAAGCAAUAUGCACGUUGCCGGAAACAUUCUUCUAUUGAUUACAUGCCUCAAGGACUUGGUCAGCCUACUACCAAGACAUUGGUCUCUGAACCCAGCAACUGCCCCAAAUGUUACAAGGCCCAACAGGAAGCAACCCAAAGACUUUCUGUGCUUGAUAGUGUCAAUUCAGAUAAGGAAGAUGGAGAAAAAGCCUGUGACCAAGAGGGAGAUGGAAGGAAAGGAGUCAUGGAAAAAGAUUUGGAAAAAGAAGAGGAUGAUGGAGAAGAGAAGGGACAACUCAUGCUUUGCAAUGAUAUGUGGCAAGAAGUUAGAGUCAAACUGAGGGGAAUUGUGGAAAGCAAAUACUUCAAUCGUGGAAUCAUGAUUGCAAUCCUCGUAAACACCAUCAGCAUGGGCAUUGAACAUCAUGAACAGCCAGAGGAGCUGACAAAUAUUUUGGAAAUUUGCAAUGUUGUGUUUACCAGCAUGUUUGCCCUGGAGAUGAUUUUGAAACUUGCCGCCUUUGGUAUCUUUGAUUACCUUCGCAACCCAUACAACAUUUUUGACAGUAUCAUUGUCAUCAUCAGCAUCUGGGAGAUCGUAGGUCAGGCUGAUGGUGGCCUGUCAGUGCUGAGGACAUUCCGGCUAUUGAGGGUGCUGAAGCUGGUGAGAUUCAUGCCUGCCUUGAGGCGUCAACUUGUGGUACUGAUGAAGACAAUGGAUAAUGUAGCAACCUUCUGCAUGCUCCUCAUGCUCUUUAUCUUUAUCUUCAGCAUCCUUGGAAUGCACAUCUUUGGUUGUAAAUUUAGUCUUAGAACUGACACAGGAGACACAGUCCCUGACCGGAAAAACUUUGACUCCUUACUUUGGGCCAUUGUCACUGUAUUUCAGAUUUUGACACAGGAGGAUUGGAAUGUUGUACUCUAUAAUGGCAUGGCCUCAACCUCUCCAUGGGCAUCACUUUAUUUUGUGGCUCUCAUGACGUUUGGAAAUUAUGUUCUCUUCAAUCUACUGGUGGCCAUCCUAGUGGAGGGAUUCCAGGCAGAGGGUGAUGCUAACUACUCAUAUUCAGAUGAGGACCAGAGUUCAUCAAAUAUUGAAGAAUUUGACAAGUUCCAGGAUAAUUCAGAUCCAAAGCUUUGUGCAGUUCCCAUGACUCCAAAUGGACAUCUUGACCCCAGCCUUCCUUGUCUAAACCAGCCUGGGGCAACUGCUGGAAUGAUGAAUCCAUCCCACAAUACUCUGCAGUCAGAUAUCCUCAUGGCUCUUGAAUCCCGAAAAAGCAGUGUGAUGUCUUUAUCUAGCUCCCGUAGCUCUCAUCACCAUGGGGCUCGGUAUCAUAGCGGAGGCUGGGGAAGCAGACGUUCCAGUUGGAACAACCUUGCUCGAGGACAUAGCCUCAAACACAAGCCUUUUUCAGCUGAACACGAAUCACUUUUAUCUGGGGAGCAGCAGAGGAUAACAGAGGCAGAACGAGAAAGGCCAGUAAUUCACCAUCAUCGACGGACAUUUUCAUUGGAUACUAAAGAUUCCUCUGACCUGGAGUUGGUUCCAGCAGUCUCAUCCGGUCAUAAGACAUCAUGGAAGAUAGGAGUGAAUCUAGGGCCAAGCAAGCACCAGGACUGCAAUGGCAAAAUGCCCACAAUCGCUAAAGACAUCUUUCCAGAAAUGAACAAUCGGAAAGAAUAUGGAGAAGAUGAUGAAGAGAUAGAUUAUAGCCUGUGUUUCCGAAUAAAGAAGAUGAUAGAGGCCUACAAGCCAGAUUGGUGUGAGUUGCGGGAAGAUUGGUCCAUCUAUUUAUUCUCACCAGAAAACAAAUUUCGCAUUCUCUGCCAAACUAUCAUUGCUCAUAAGCUAUUUGAUUAUAUUGUCCUGGCCUUCAUUUUCUUGAACUGUGUUACUAUUGCCUUGGAGAGACCUGAGAUUGAACAGAGAAGCACAGAGAGAAUCUUCCUCACCGUAUCCAAUUACAUCUUCACAGCAAUCUUUGUUGCUGAGAUGACACUGAAGGUAGUCUCUCUUGGUCUGUAUUUUGGAGAACAGGCCUAUCUACGCAGUAGUUGGAAUAUCUUGGAUGGCUUUUUGGUGUUUGUAUCCAUUAUUGAUAUAGUAGUUUCAGUAGCUUCUGCUGGAGGAGCCAAAAUCCUGGGAGUGCUAAGAGUCCUCCGACUGCUCCGCACUUUACGCCCCCUGAGGGUCAUCAGCCGUGCUCCAGGUUUGAAGCUGGUGGUUGAAACUCUCAUUUCAUCACUCAAGCCUAUUGGAAAUAUUGUCCUCAUCUGCUGUGCUUUCUUUAUAAUCUUUGGAAUUCUUGGAGUGCAGCUUUUCAAAGGAAAAUUCUACCAUUGCCUGGGUGUUGAUAUACGAAAUAUCACAAAUAGGUCUGACUGCAUGGCUGCCAAUUACAAAUGGGUGCAUCAAAAAUACAACUUUGAUAAUCUGGGCCAGGCUUUGAUGUCGCUCUUUGUUCUGGCUUCCAAAGAUGGCUGGGUUAAUAUUAUGUACAAUGGACUAGAUGCUGUGGCUGUGGAUCAACAGCCAGUGACCAACAACAACCCUUGGAUGCUACUUUACUUCAUUUCUUUCUUACUCAUCGUCAGCUUCUUCGUGCUCAACAUGUUUGUAGGGGUGGUGGUAGAGAAUUUUCACAAGUGUCGGCAACACCAAGAAGCCGAAGAGGCCCGGAGGCGGGAAGAAAAGCGUUUGAGGCGCCUGGAGAAGAAGCGUAGGAAAGCACAGCGCUUGCCGUACUAUGCCACCUACUGCCCCGUCCGCCUCCUCAUACAUUCAGUCUGCACCAGCCACUACUUGGACAUCUUUAUCACCUUUAUAAUUUGCCUCAACGUUGUCACCAUGUCUUUGGAGCACUACAACCAACCAGUGUCCCUGGAAACUGCUCUUAAGUAUUGCAACUACAUGUUUACUACAGUCUUUGUUUUGGAAGCAGUUUUGAAGCUUGUAGCCUUUGGACUGAGACGCUUUUUUAAAGACAGGUGGAACCAGCUGGAUCUAGCUAUUGUUCUGCUCUCAGUCAUGGGAAUUACUCUGGAAGAGAUUGAAAUCAAUGCUGCCCUUCCAAUCAAUCCCACCAUUAUCCGCAUCAUGAGAGUGCUUCGUAUUGCCCGAGUUUUGAAACUUUUGAAGAUGGCAACUGGGAUGAGAGCUUUAUUGGACACUGUAGUGCAAGCUCUGCCACAGGUUGGGAAUCUUGGACUCCUCUUCAUGCUCCUUUUUUUCAUUUAUGCUGCUCUAGGAGUAGAGCUUUUUGGCAAACUUGUCUGCAAUGAUGAGAACCCAUGUGAAGGAAUGAGCCGCCAUGCCACCUUUGAGAAUUUUGGAAUGGCCUUCCUCACACUUUUCCAGGUCUCCACUGGUGACAACUGGAAUGGCAUUAUGAAGGAUACACUACGUGACUGCACUCAUGAUGACCGGAGCUGCCUGAGCAACCUUCAGUUCAUCUCUCCACUCUACUUUGUUAGCUUCGUGCUCACAGCCCAAUUUGUCCUCAUCAAUGUUGUAGUAGCUGUCCUUAUGAAGCACCUAGAUGACAGCAACAAGGAAGCACAGGAGGAUGCAGAAAUGGAUGCUGAGAUUGAGCUUGAGAUGGCACAUGGAUUGUGCCCUCAUAGCACUAGCUCACUGAAUCCUGGACAAGAUGGAGGAGGUGGGAGAAAGGACUCUGAAGGACAUCUAUGCAUGACAUGUUACUCUCCAGCACAGGAGAACUUAUGGCUGGACAGUGUGUCUUUAAUAAUUAAAGACUCCUUCGACGGGGAGUUAAUGAUCAUCGAUAACCUAUCGGGCUCCGUCUUCCAUCAUUACUCCUCGCCGGCCAUGUGCGAGAAGUGUAACCAUGACAAGCAAGAGAUCCAGCUGGCUGAAAUGGAGGCCUUAUCACUCAAUUCUGAUAAGUCUUCUGUCCUGCUAGGAGAUGAUGGAGAUAGUUCCAACAUUGACCAGCCAAGCCCUAAGGAAAAGGAUGGUGAAGACAGCCCUAAUUCUACAAGGAAUACAGGCUUGGAAGAAUGUCUCUUUCCUUUAACAAAUACAGGAUCUUCUCUGCCUCCAGAAAGCUACCAGUAUGAAAUGGAAAAAAUCCCUGUCAGUCGAGCUCAGUCUUGGCUAAAUAAUGAGACCAAUGAAGAUGCACCCCAUUUUCUAUUGCCAGUUCAAACAGAGUUUUUUCUCCCAGCUGUUUCUGCUAAGCUAUCAAAUCAGGAGAAAAUAUCUUGUCCAGAGAACCUUCCUAAAAUCUCUCUGCAAGCUUCCUGGGCCUCACUGCAAUCUCCAAAUGUAAACUCCUCGCUUAUUCACCAGACCACAGAGAGUGACACUUCCCUUGAUGAUGGCAGGAGCAAUAGCUCAGACGGCAGCUUGCAGACCACACUGGAAGACAGUUUAAACCUUAGUGACUCACCCCAGUGCACCCUAGAUCUCCCAGUAGUAUUAUGCCCAGUGCCAGCAGCCACUCAAAAAGCUUUGGUGGUCCCACUUUCCCCUGUCUCUCGAAGGCAAAGCAUAAGGGGUCGUGGCAUCUUCACUCUCCAGAACAUCAGGAGGCACCAGCGGAGCCACAGCAGUGGAGGAAGCACUAGCCCAGGUUGUACUUAUCAUGAUUCCAUGGACCCUUCUGAUGAAGAAGGGAUAGGGAGCAGCUUAAGGGGAGGAGGUAACAGCAGUGAACAGUCAGAGACCCUCAGCAGUUUUUCUCUGACUUCUCUCUUUUCACCUCCUCCUCCAUCUCAAGCUCUGGCACUUGUGAAGAAGUGCAACAGCACCAGCAGUCUCCAUGCCAACUCUUCUUCACGGAGUUCUGCAGCAAAUGAAGCCAAGCAGUUCUACUCAGUUGACCCAAGGGGUUUUUUAUCUAUGCCAUCUUGGGUGACAGACUUCUGCAAGAACAGCCCUUCUCCAAGAGAGGGUGAUGUACCAGAGAGCUUAGACAAAAUUGGGACUCCAGACCACAGCCCCCCAGUUCCUUCUGAGCUGCAGCUGGGGACCAGAGUCAGCAAGAGACAUAGAUGAGUCUCCCUGCGGCAGGGAGGAAGAAUGAAACGUGAAAGAGGCUUGUUCUGGCUGCCACUUCCUAACAGCAGUUCCCAGUGAGAGGACUGUGAAAAGGGAAAAAAGCAACCACACAAAAUAUAAAUAUGUAUGUCUGUAUGUCUGUAUGUGUGCACGUGUGUAUGUGUGUCCGCUUGUGUGUAUGUGUGGAAAACAAGACUUUUGUACCAUACCUCAGAGACUUGAGAGAGUGAUAGCAAUAUGAGAACAUCCCACAUUUGCAGGGGAUCGCUACUUCUGCAAAGGUGACUGUGGGACAAAGUUAAGAGGGUGAAGAAGACACUCCAACCAAAUAACUAGCUGGCUGGGUGCAGCUAUUUAGCCCUCUACAUAUACAAAUAUAUAUGUACAGAUAUAUAGAAUGAUUUAUUUAUUUUUUUUACAGAGAGCUUAGGACUUUUAGAAAGUGCUAAGUAUGAAAAGGGCAGGGUCUUGGGAAAAAUAACUUUAAAAUGAAAUGAGGAAUCCAGCCAGAUUUUUAGGGCUUGGGUAUCUCUUUCAAGCAAAAUUGCAUAAUUCAUGUUGUGUUUUGUGGGGUGGUGAUGGUGGUGGUAGUAAAAACUAUGAUCCACAUCUUGGUGGGAGGGUGGGGAGCUAGUUAUAUGAAGAUAUUCUUGGAGAUACUUCGAGGGGGUGCAACAGCAUCUGAAGUUCAGCUUUGUUAAACUCCUCAGGUAGCAUCAGUGAAAUUCUCAGACUCCUUAAAUGUGAACACAUCCAAUAGAAAAGUCUAUGUGGGCUGUAUAGAAUUGAAAGCUCUAGAUAGCCUUCCCCAAUCUGAUACCCUUGGGAAAUUUUAGUUGCCAGAGGGUAAUGAGAAGAACCAGGAGAAAAAGCAGAAGCCACAUGGCAAAAUACUCGGUGCUCUGAUUUUCAUUGAUCGUGCUUUGUUUUUUUGUUUGUUUGUUCGGGGGAGGAUUUAGAAAGAAAGGUAUAUGGGAAAAGCCACUUUGUACUGCUUAGGGAUUGGAAUUUGUAGUUUAUUUUGUUUACUAUUCAAUAUUUGUGAAAAAAAUCUAUUUUAGAAGCCCAGAGGUGCAAAAACCAUCUCUAAAGAAAAAUAUCCUAUUUUUUACAAAUAUAUUGAAAGAAAAAAAAAGCUAGAGAAUGAGGAAGAAGUGUAAGAAGCUCUUUGUAUCCAACAUAGGCCUGUUAUUUUGAUCCUUCUAGAACCAUUUCUAUGUUUCCAUAAGAAAAGAACACAAUAAUGCCUUUCAUGGCCUUGUUAGCUAAAUUAAGUGGUGUCCCUUAAAUAGUGUCAGAUGAGAUGCCUCCAGCCAUUCUAAAAAUGCAAAGCAAUUGAUUAGCACAUUUUUACUGAUAAUCAGGACCAAGCUGCAUGUCAUGAUUUGACACUGCAUGUAACUUUUUGAAAUGAUAAAUAAUUGCUAGAACGGGAGAAGCAAGAUUGGAACCAUAACAUAAAAAGAGAAAAAAAUCCAGAAUUCUAUGUCAAAUCUAUUAUUAGAUUGGGGGGGGGGGUAGUGACUUUUCCACUACAUUCCUGACAAAAAAUCCAUUUUACACUUGUGGGAGCUGUUAUUUGAAAAUAGUAUCAGUGGGAGCUUCUCUUUUAAGCCAAGCAAUAGUUUUAUUAAUACGGUGGCACUGGAGAAAUUACUCCCAGUUAUGAUCCAGCUGCUAUUUUCUCUUUUAAAAUAACAGCAAACUAUCUAUUUAAUGUCAUGUGUUAUUUGGCCUUAAGUGAGCAUGUGUAUGCAUGGCUGUAUAUGGAGGAUGGAGUGCUAAAGGCAGAAGACUGGAUAAGUGAAACUUGCUCAGUUACAUGGCAUAUGGGAUCAUUCUCAAAAUAAACUACUUUCCCUGUUAUAAACCACGUUUUCAGCAACUCAGUCACUUUCAAGAUACCUUUUUAUCAUAAUGUUUUACAUUAUUAGCCAAGCCAUCAAGCAGAAAGCCUGGCUUCUGAAAAUACUAUCAUUUUCCAUUCCAAGACAAAAAUGGGACAGUUAUAGGUAUAAUUCUCAAAUUAUUUUGUGAUUGACCCCCCCAAAAAAAUCUGGCAACUUAACUGACUUGGACUGGGCUAUGAUAUACAGAAAUAGGCAAUUGAAGAUUUUCCACAGCCUGAAAACAUUCCAUUUCAGUAGUUUAUUGCUGUAGAUUGAAGUACUCUUAAGGACAGAUCCAGGCAAGGAUUGGCUGAAAGUUGGAACUGAUUUAAAGUGCUCUGGGGAAAAAAUGUUAAUAGGAUAUCUCCUUUCCUUAAAACUUGCUCAUCUUCCAUGAAAGGCUCAAUACAUAUUCCAAGAUUGGAAGGGUUGGGGGGGGAGGAAAACCUCUCCCUGAAACUGAUGUAUAUAAUUUUCCUGAAAAAUUGAGUCAGUUACAGCUGAUUUAAUAACCUACCUUUACACAUUUGGGCUCAGCAUCUAGAGCCUUUCAACAUUAAGGACUAUAGCAGAGAAUUUUAGAAGACAUGGCAAUGCUGAUGUAUACAUCAGAUGGCUGCUUUGUUUUUAGUAUAAUGAGUCAAUGAAUACCAAAUAUUUUACAAUGGACAGGAGAUGAAAUCAUGAUGAAUGCAUCUCUUGAAAAGUAAUGUGUGUGUUUUUAGAGAGUACCAAAUUGAAAUGAAGAGUUACUAAUGCAGAAAACAAAAAAGGAAUUCCUGACUGCUUCAGAGAAGGAUCAAGGUCUUCAUUAAUAAAGCAAUAAUGGUCCUAGUUUUAAAUGUUUUGUGUGUGCAUCUGUGUGUGUGUGCACGCAGGCACAUUAGCUUGUAGCAUGCUUUCUGCUUGUUCCUUAUGAAGCAGAAAUGAUAGGCAAAAAAGCAGACCUCUUAAAUGUUUUUUGAAAGGACAAGGAAGCCAUCCAUAUCAAUGCAUAGUAAAAAACUGAAAUGAGCUUUGUCACUACUCCAUCUGCAGACCCAGUUAUUUCUGUUUAUCAUAACUCUGUGACUAUUUGCAGUUAUGGCAAAGCAGUUUAAUGAUAAUGUUAGCAGCAAUGCAAAAACCAGCCAAGGCACUGUAGCUUCAGUCUGCCAGCCAAAAGAGCUGUGUAAAUCUUUUCCGGUAGGUAGAUAGGAAUGUCAUAUUCUGGUUGGAUCCUGUCUGCUCAAAUGUAUGGGAAUGUGAGUUAUAUAACUAAUAUAACUUCCUCAUUUGUAUGUGUUUCCAGCAUUGUUCCAGAUUGUCAUGAUGUGAGCUGAAUGUUUGACAUUGAAUUUGUGCUUAAGUGUACUUGAAGAGUCGAGAGACCAAAAAGAAAACUUACAUGUAUAGAAAGUGUUUGCACAGUCUGUGAUUUGGACAAAUGUAGCCUUAAAAAGAUGGGAAGAUAGUUAUGAAAAGGAGCUGGGAGCUUGUGUAGGAUUGGAAGUGACCAAAAUUCUGAAGGUUUUCAGAAGAGAAGAGGGACCACAACUCCUCCCUGACCACUAUUUUGUCUCUGUAUCAGGUUUAUAUUACAAUUUUCAUUUUGACUGGACAAUAUAUAAUUUUAUGUAAUGUUAUUUUUAGAGCCCUAAAAGUGACCUCCGACAGUAUGACAGCUUUGAAAUGUGUAUCACUAUAGAGCAAUCCUGUGUAUAUUUUAUCAAUUUUAAGUUUCAUUUUCUAACAUGUUGGUUGAUGGAUUUCCAACAUUCAUGCUUGAGAAAACAUUGUCUUACAAUUUUAGGCAGAUUAUAUUUAAGAACACAAAAUUAAAUUACUUUCUGCUAAAGUUCUAGGUUGGAUUACAUUAAAAAAGGACAAUUAAAGAAUAGUAACAUCUGAUGAUGUUAAUAUAAAAUUAUAUUUCUAACAAUGAGAAGGUGGGGAUAAGCAUAGAUCUGGCCAUAGUUGCACUAUAAUCUGAUGCAAUUUACAGAAUGAAGUAAUGUUCUAUUAGGAUAUUAUUAGCUGAGCAAAGUUAUGUGUAAAAUUACUCAGUGGCAUUCCAAGAUCCAAUCAUCCAACAACUACCUUAGCAUCAGUCAUAUCACAUAAGAAAUUAGAGAAGCACGUUGCUGAUACCAGGGGUCAAUUCAUCUUCAGGGAUAUAAAUCUAGAUAUCAAUUCAUACCUUAAUACCAAAUUUCUUCAGAGAAUGCAUGCAGAGUUCACAACUGUUUUUAAAUCAUGGAAAAUCAUGAAUAAUUAUUAACAUGAAAGUGCUAACAACACAUUGAAUCCUGGCUUCCAAUUUAUAUGAAACUGUCAUAUGUACAGUAGUGUUUCUCAUUGCAGACAACUCUUCUGUAAUAUGGGGACCAGAUCUUCAGCUUAACUUGGAAAAGGAAAAGGAUACUUGCCACACUUUAGGCAUUGAGCUCUACAUGUGACCAAGUGUCUAAACUAAUUCCUCCUGACGACCAUCUAGUAUUCUGAGCCAUAGUUUCUCUGUGAUUUCUGGAUAGGAUAUUCUAAUCUCAACAACAACAAAACAUUUCUUCAUCUGUGUCACAUAUACUACUCCCUUCAAAAUGCUUCAGCAUUCUGGCCAGUUUGAUACUAACACAUAUUUCAAGAAGCAUUUUUCUUAUGUUAGUAGGCUUAAAUCAAACUGAGCAAAUUCUGUGAUUCUUGACUCAUCUCCUUUGUGUGUGCCUGUGUGUCUAUGUUUUCCUUUUGCAGACACCUUAAUCACUUACUUUACACGUUUAGUAGUAGGGGGUUGUUUCCAUCAGUAAGUUGCAACAUGAUUCUGUUUGUGAUCCAAAGAUGCUUAGCCAGAUGUCUAGAUUUAAAGCGAACUUUUCCUUACUCACAAAUAGAUGUAAACAAGAUUGCUUUCUUAGUGUGUGCCUAUGCGGCAGAUAUCUUGAAUUACAAAUGCAGAAAAUGAAUAGAACUAAAUUGAAAAAAUUAAUAAUUUCAUCUGUGAAGUAUAGAAUGUAUGCUGGCCUUAGUUGCAGGUAAUAUUUAUUUAUUUAUAUUUUUAAAGGUGCUACUGCUUAUUCAUGACAAUAGAAGUCCCAAGUAGUUUAUAUUAUAUUGUAUAUCAUUUGAACAUAUGACAGCAGAAACACCUUCAUGUCAACAACCACAUCCUACUCUUCCUUCAAAAUCUGGAUUCUUUUUCCUUGUGUUUUAUUUCACAACACAAGCAAAAAACAAAAAACCCUGGCUUAGCCUAGGAAAGGCUCGUUACUAUGGCAACUGAAGACAAAGUUAUCUUUAGAGAAUAUUUUGACUCUUCCUUUUAAUUAUUUACUAAUGGUUUUGAAGAAAAAAGAGGAAAUAUCUAUUCUUCCCAGAGAGAAGUUAUUAAAAUGCAACAAAAUUGGCUUUUUGUGCAUAUUAGCUUAGAACAAGGCUUCUAUGCCAUAUUUGAGAAUUGGUUAUGAGGAAAAAAAUCUAUUUGUACCUGGUUGGUUUUAUUUUCUUCGGUGGCUCUUUUGUCCAGUCCCUUUAACUGGGAGUCUCAGAAAGACUUUACAGCCCCUCUCUGUUUCUGUGUUCAUUUUAGAAUCUCUUCAAUCACAGAAACCUCAUAAGGGGGGAGUCUCAUUGUAAUUCUCCCUCAGAAACAUGAAAUUUUAAAAAAAUCACAAAAGAAAUUGCACUUUGUGUAGAAAGUUUUGAAAAUUAAAGUAUUGCCUUUUGACAAAAA